Pteronotus mesoamericanus is the source of this 1795-nucleotide messenger RNA. It is a transcript of the gene TMEM82, whose product is annotated as transmembrane protein 82. The record is from RefSeq and is a predicted model, not a curated record. Bases 441 to 1475 code for a protein of 344 amino acids. NCBI's taxonomy places the organism in Eukaryota, Metazoa, Chordata, Mammalia, Chiroptera, Mormoopidae. The transcript is spliced from 6 exons.
GGGCGAUCAAACACGCCUCCAGACUUUGGGCUGAGGGGAGAGCCUGAAGCGGGGAAUAGAUACCCCCUCCAGAUCUUGGGCUGAGAGGUCAGAGCCCAGACCAAGGCCGGGGGACAGCAGAGAACAGAGGACAGACCCGAGGCCUGGGGCUUCAGAAAGCCACUGCGUGGCAAGCCCUAAGCGCGGGUGAGAAAAGCGGGCACCGGCCUUGAGCAGGGACAGAAAGAGAGACCAACCCCAGAGACGCCCUUCAUCUCCUGCUGCCCAGAGGUGACCACCCCCCCGGCAGGUUUAAGGCCCCUGGCUCUCCUCCCCUCCCUGCCCUCUCUGCCCUGGGCCUUUGACCCCUCCUACUGCCUCGCCCUCACUGACACCUUUGCCCCGUGACGUCAGUUCUGUGGUGCAGACCUGGUCCGCGGCCGGGGCUGCAUCUGACAGCCAUGUUCUCCCUGCCGUCCCCCACCUCCUGGAUCCCUGGCCUCUCCUCCUUGGAGUGGGUCUCGGGCCUCCUCCUCAACUCCCUACUGCAAGGCCUCAUCGGGGCCUGCGGAGUCUCUGUCCUGAACAACCUGCUGAAGGUUUACUUCUUCGUGGGCUGUGCCAACAACCCGGAGCGGCAGCUGGACAAGGAGCGGCUGCGGGCCCGGUGGGCCUCGCUGGACACGGUGCACCUGGCCGGGCUGGCCCUGAUCCUGACCAUCGUGGAGGUCCGGGUGGCCUCCCUAGUGGUGCUCGAGUUCUCCCUCAGGGCUGUCUCCACGCUGCUCUCCCAGGGCAAGGGCUCCCGGAGCACCGAGAGGCUGCAGCUGUACCUGCUGUGCCAGUACUCGCUGGGCUGCGGGCUGACCUGCGGCCUGAGCUUCCUGCAGGAGGGCGCCGCUCACCGCACGCUGAACCUGCUGCUGGGCCUGGGGCUGGCUGCACUGCUCAGCACUACCACCCAGCGCCUCCGCCGCCACGUCUGUUCCCUCUAUGAGCUGCACAGCAGCCAGCACUACUGUGGGGUUUGCCUGGGCCUGCUGGUCGGUGCACAUGGCCUCCCCCGGCUGCUGGGCCGCACCCUGGCCGUGGCCUUUGCUGUGGGUGACCUGGCAGCCGUGGCCCUCAUCAAUCGGGACUUCCUGACCACCUCGGAAGCUGUGCGCUUCUGGACGCCGCUCACCAUCUGCUACACCCUCCUGGUCAUCUACAUGCAGGAGGAGCAGCGGCAGCACCCUGGCCUGCAGAGCCAGGUCCAGACGGUGCUGGUGCGCAUGGGUGGCCUCUUCGUGCUGCUGCUGACCGUGGGCCGCUGGCUGGACCUCCUGGGUGUCUUCAUCUCCCUGCUGGGCGAGCUUUGGUGCCUGGUGGGCGUCCGAACUCUGAUUGACCUUUGCCAGAUACAGGACUUUCCCUCCCAGAGGCCUUCAGUGUCAGCCCCAAGCCAGCCCCGGCCCUCAGUGCCAGCCCAGGCCCAGGAGACGACCCGCUCCUGACCUGCCCCAGAGAGGACUCCUAGUCUGACUCAGGACCACCGGGAGCCUGGAGCCUGGACCCCGGCCUGAUGCCUGGAGGCAGACAGGCAGGGUCAGCCCCCACCUGGGACUUGAGGUGGGCACUGGAGCCCCCGAGAUGGAGGGGAGGGUUUGGGGCGAGGGCCCUCAGAAGGCGGGGGCAGCUGGAGGCCACUGGGCUCAUCCUUCAUACCUCCAGGUAGCCCCCUAACACCCGCCCCAGUGGGGGGGAGAGGGAUGGGGGAGAGGCGCGUCCUCAGAAGGGCUUCCCCCUUCCAGGCCUCUCUUGCCCUCUCCACAGA